Ahaetulla prasina is the source of this 5628-nucleotide messenger RNA. It is a transcript of the gene HYAL3, whose product is annotated as hyaluronidase 3. Gene Ontology annotation, cellular component: acrosomal vesicle. The record is from RefSeq and is a predicted model, not a curated record. Gene Ontology annotation, molecular function: hyalurononglucosaminidase activity. NCBI's taxonomy places the organism in Eukaryota, Metazoa, Chordata, Lepidosauria, Squamata, Colubridae. Bases 1560 to 2996 code for a protein of 478 amino acids. Gene Ontology annotation, biological process: hyaluronan catabolic process; carbohydrate metabolic process. The transcript is spliced from 4 exons.
AAUAAACAAGGAAAGAAUGGCAUGUUAUGUUUGUAUACAUCGGGGGUAGUCAACCUUUUUACAUCUACCGCCCACUUUUGUAUCUCUGUUAGUAGUAAAAAAAUGUAACCGCCCACCGGUUCCACAGUAAUGCGCCGUGUAUCGUUGUCUGAGCAUGCCUCUCACGCAUCGUGGAUUGGGUUUUGGGGGAGGGGUGCCGGCUACCAGCUCUGCUUGUCUGUUACAGCUGGGUGGUGUGUGAGGGGAUGCAUGAGCUAUUCUGGGACGAGGCUCUUUUGUUUGCGGUCGCACUAUAGCGCCAUUUAGUUUCACUUAUGUAAUGUGAACUAAACUUAUGCGCGGGCGAUACAAAUAGUAUAUUUUCAGAAAUUUAAAUUGUCAUGGGGAAUUUUAUGAAAACCUAAUGAAAAUGUUUUUAAAUAAUGCUAUGAAAUUUUUUUUAAAAGUCAAUUAAAUUAAAAAAAAGGAAAGUGCUUCAGUAUCGGACAAAACCCCUACCGCCCACCAUGAAAGCUGGAACACCCAUUAGUGGGCGGUAGGGACCAGGUUAACUACCACUGGUAUACAUGGAUGUAUGGAAUGUCUGAGUGGGACAAGGACUCUCUGAACUUACAAGACCUUAAAUAGAUGUGUGAGUUUAAUUUAAGAUAAUCACAAUUCAGUGCUCUUUUACUCUCAAGAUUGUUAGAAACGGCUAAGAGAUGUGGAAUGGGACUGUGAUGGCUUUGGAAGGUAAACAUUGAAACAGUGACUUCUGACAGAAAAGAAGUUAUUUGUGCCUUUCUUGUGUGUUCAUUCAGUUGGUCAAUAAAUAUCUGAAAUUGAGAGCAUGCCUCAAUGCCACACUGGGUUAAACACGCUAACAAAGAGAUGGAGCUGACAAGGCACUAUAAAUUAAGCUAAGGACCCAUUAUGCAGUCAGCAUUGUUUGUGUCCACACUUUAAUGGUAUAGUCUGACUGAAUGCAAAAAUGUUGGGGAGGAAUUAGGACAUGGUAAGCUGUCAGUCUAGUUUGCCUGUUCAACCUGCCCUACUUUGUCCAAUGUUCCACCCUAGGUAACCCUGAUUGUUGUCUUUAUAAUAGGACCGGAUGUUGCUUGCUAAUGUAUACUGGAUGGUCAUUUAUUAGAGAACAGAUUGUCAGAAUGCCUAUAUUUGGACUUGCCAGCAAGAAUAGUUUUAAAAGAUUCAUUUGAAAACCCCUUAGAAUUUGCUGGCUGCUUUUGAUUGUUGAGCUGGGGAAAGAUGCCAGCCUUUGACUGUAAGGGCUGGGCAGUUCAGCCCUUAAUUUACAUUUCAGAUACUUCCCCCUUUACCAGUAUUCAAAUUAGCAGCCUCUUCUUUCUUUAAAAGAAGUAAUGGACAAGAAGAGCAUGUUUAGUUCCUGCUAUGCUCUUGUGAAAGCAACUAAACUGUUUCUACUAGCUGUUAAUUGGCAAGCAGAAAUUUCUAAGGAGAAAAGUGGUGCUACUUGAGGCAACUCCCAUUCAUUGAAGGGGAUGCAUUUAUGAACAAAGCUUGAGGAGUUCCAGAACAGAUACCAGCUUAUUCCAUCCACCAUGAUCCUGGAGAGAAUUAUCUGGAUCUGCAUCACCUUCUGUACUGCAUCUGUUAGACCCCUGGCAGGGAAUAGCUGGAAGCAGGCAGCUGCCAGUCCCAUCAUCCAGCAUAAACCAUUUGUUGUGGUGUGGAAUUUACCCACAAUCAGAUGUCAAGAGCAUUUUGGGGUUAGAUUACCUCUGGAAGUCUAUGGCAUUGUGGAGAAUAAAGGCAAUGUGUUCUGUGGACAAAAUAUGACCAUUUUUUACAAAAACAAGUUUGGACUGUAUCCCUACAUAUCUCCACAGGGUGACUGGCAUAAUGGAGGGAUCCCUCAGAAGGUUAAUCUGAAGAGACAUCUAGAGAAAGCCACUAAGGAAAUCACAGAACUCUUGAACAAUAACUUCCAAGGUCUGGCAGUAGUAGACUGGGAGGAGUGGCGACCUCUCUGGAGAAGAAACUGGGUGCCCAAAAUGGUUUAUAGGGAGGCCUCUAAACAAUGGGUGAGGAAAAGAUUUCGUGGACUCUCUCCUGAGGAGCAAACUCGCUUAGCUAAGGUAGAGUUCGAAGAGGCCGCACGGGUGCUGAUGGAGACUACUCUAGCUCUGGGAAAGAAGCUGAGGCCACAUGGUUUCUGGGGCUUCUACAGGUUUCCUGAUUGUUUCAAUGACAAAUGGGGGAAAGAGGAGAACUAUACUGGCCAAUGUAAUCCGAAGGAGGUCCUGUGGAAUGAUCAGCUCAUGUGGUUGUGGAAGCUCUCCUCAGCCCUCUAUCCCAGUAUUUACCUUCCACUGAAAGUACCAGCUUUGUACCGCCAGCAUUAUGUACACCACCGUCUCGGAGAGGCAUUCCGUGUGGCACAGUUUGGCCCAGAACAUCCACUUCCUGUGUUACCAUAUUCCAGGGUUUCCUACAGGCGUUCUUCAAAGUAUUUAACUGAGGCUGACCUGAUAAAUACAAUUGGAGAAAGUGCAGCACUUGGCAGUGCAGGGGUUGUACUCUGGGGCGACCUCUCCUACUCUCGAUCACUUGAGAGCUGCAAGAGUCUUCACCGUUAUAUCACCACCACACUGGGACCUUAUGUCGCUAAUGUGACUACAGCAGCAAAUAGAUGUAGUCGCCAGCUGUGUCAUGGGAAUGGACGUUGUGUGAGAUGUGACCUGAGUGAAUUAGGAGCCUUUCUCCAUCUGGACCAGCAGCUACGGGAAGGGGACUUUGGGAUAACAGAUUUUCAAGACCAAAAUGUGUCAAUGCAAAAUCAUUUUCAGUGUCAAUGCUAUCCAAAGUGGGCUGGCAUCCACUGUGAGAGGCCACAGAGGAUAGAGUCCUUUGAGAUAUCAAAACCUAACCACGCUUCACACUAUAACGAUGUACAUGAUGCACUGCAUGAUGGUGACUUUGACUUGGAAUCAAAUUUCUGUCCUACCUCCAUUUAUGGUAAACAAAAAGAACAAUAACGAUUUCUCCAAAGCAGCACUUUAUUGAGUAGGAAUCUUGAUAGGUUUUGUUCUAGGGAGUGAAUGUUUCCUGAUAACUUGAAGAGAAUGACAGAAUUCUUGAAUUAUAUUUGGAUAAUUACCUUUCUUUUACCUCAUAUUUUCUCUCUAUUGUCUUUACUUACAUUUAAUCUUAGGACGAACAUGUUCUGGCAAUAGCUGUACCCCCUUGACAAUGUCUUAAUCUUGCCCCAGUUCCUAAGGGAGACAGGCUUAAGUCUUUUGUUGUAUUUGUAUUAGAGUAAAUUUAGCAGGGAAUGUAAUUUAAUGCUACUUUUCUGACAUUACUGGACAGACAGAGGAUGGGGAAAUGAAUUGCCCAGUGAGACUGGCGUUCAGCCACUUCACAUUCUGCCUUUUCUCUUAAUGCUAUGACAACAAGUUGAUGGAUGUGUGCAUCUCUGUAUCACAUCUGCUCUGUCAAAAUUAUUUUUUUCUGUCUUUCACAAAAGCACAUCUUACAAUUGUAUGCAAACAAAGUACCACAUUUUUUGCUCCAUAAGACAUACCUGACCAUAAGAUGCACUCCCGUCUUUGACCUCUGUACGCCCUGUUUUCAGCCUCCCAUGCCCCAUUUUUGGCCUCUGUGCGUUCUGUUUUUGGCCUCCACAUGCCUCAUAUUCAGUCUCUGUGUGUCCCUUUUUUGGCCUCUAUGUGCCCCAUUUUCGGCCUCUGCACCCCCCGUUUUUGGCCUCUGCAUGCUCGUUUUCAGUCUCUGUGCACCCCAUUUUCAGCCUCCAUGCGACCUCUUUUCAGCCUCCUUCGCAGAGGCUGAAAAUGGGGUGCACAGAGGACAAAAACGGCCAAAGGGUGGGGGCUGGUGGGUGGGCGGGGCUUCAGUAAUAUUCGUUCCAUAAGACGCACAGACAUUUCCACUCACUUUUGAGAGACAAAAAAGUGUGUCUUAUGGAGCGAAAAAUACAGUAGGUUGAAAGCACAUCAUUUCAGCUCAUUGUCAGGUUGGAUUCUUUAUUUUUCUCCCAAACUAUUUAUUGGGUUCACUUAACAGAGCACCUCAUGCAAGACUUGGAGGCCUUUUGGUCAUCUCACCGAGUAGAGAUUAUCAAAAGUCCUCCGAGUCUUGCAUGAGAAAGGACAUUCUAUUUUGUCAGCAAAAAUAACCAGUCACUUUAAAAAUGAUCCUUCACAUCUAGUGUCAUGAUGGGUGAUUGAAUAUAGGACGGCGUGAAUUUGAUCAGCAUUUAUUAAUAGUAUCAUCUUAGGACUCUCGCUUGCAUUUUGUGAAGAAAGAAUUAAGAAUUCUUAAGGAAGAAUUAAGCCUAAAUUAAAUGCAAUUAUUUUGAAGCUGAACCGACUAUAUCAGUCCUGCUCUUAUUAACCUUUAAAGGAGAAACAAAGAAUUGCAAACACCAACAAGACUACCUUAAACCAACAAAAUAAUGCAACAGUUGGGAGAAGGCUGCCAAAAGUGAAAGGACCCUGUUGCCCCUAUUUUCAUCUGACCUCAAAAAAUUCACACAUUCUGUUUCCAGAUAUGGUUCCUUCACCACUUGCUACUAAAUAAAUUGACAGAUGUGGGGCUGAGUGCAAUGUUCUCAAGUCUCUCUUAUUGUAUUUUCUAGAACCCAAGUGGAAAGAUUUCUGUUGGAGAUUAUAGAAAGCUGCUGCUGGUCAGAGUCCUAUAGACCAUACAAGGUUCCUUGGACAAAGUUAAGUCAGUACAAGGCAGCUCCAUAUAUUACUUACAGUAUGUUCUUGUGUGCUCGACUGUCUCCCUGAAUAUACUGACUGCUAAUUUUUGGCCUUGUACAACAAGAGAUUAAUCCCCUGAAUGUCAAAUCUCCAGAAAGUCUCCAGACAUCUAAAGUAGAUGUAGAAAUAAAUUUGAUUCAUCAGUACAUUAAUGGACUUUCUAAUUGUGGAAAGACACCAUUGAAUAUGACCUAUUGUAAACUUGGAUCAUAAUCUAUUAUACAUUUAUAGCCAUUGAUACUGUAUUUGUAUGAUUCUGGCCAGUAUUUUUCUGAUUAUAAGAUGCACUUUUUCCCCCCCAAAAGAGGGUGAAACUUUAGGGGCUACUGAAUGUAGCCCCGCCCACCUGCCGGCCCCCACCCGUCUGCCUCCGCACCCUCUCAAAUGGAGCUUUUGGAGGCUGCAAAUGCAACCUCUCAAACAGAGAGCCUCUCAAACAGCCUCCAAAAGGUCUGUUUGAGAGGCUGCCAUUGCAAAGAGACGCUCCUUUGCAAACGGAGCUUUUGGAGCUUUUGGGGGCUACAAACGCAGCCUCUCAAACAGAUGUUUUUUUUCUUAUUUUCUUCCCCCAAAAAUAAGGUGCGUCUUAUACUCCGGAGCAUCUUAUAGUCUGAAAAAUACGGUAAAUACUUUCUCUAAAAUAGUAUAUUCAACAGCCUUCUAAAGGACUGCAAGCUGCAGCCUCGGACAAGAAUGCAUUUCUUUGUAAGAUGCAAUGUGAGACCUAAUUUUCUGAAUUCUCAUUUAGGUUAAGCCAAUAAUUUACUAUAAUUGAUAUAUAAUUGAUAUAUAAUUGAUUAAAUAAGCCACAAUUGGCUGAGUUCACACAUCACCUUAAACUGAGUUCCAAUAAAUUAAAGCAAUACAUGAACUUGACCAA